AUGUUUGGAAGGUCAUGGCAUACUCUAGUGCCUAGUAUUAAGCUCGAUAACCGUGCCAUUCGACGAGUAGCAACUAUAAAUCAUAACCUGUUUUCUCGGUCAAAGCCGCCGACACGGUUUGGGUUUGGGUUUGGGUACAUCUAUCCAACGUUUGUCUUUGUAGCGGGCGCUGGAACUAUUUAUAUCAUUGACAAGGAAUACAAGUCCAAUCUAGUGACAAGAUCUGCUCGAGCAUUGUAUGUACUACUAUGGAUAGCAUAUGCCUACGGAUACGAUUCUCAAAGUUACGAGAACAUUGACGACUUGCAUGAAAUUGCAAGCGAGAGACUAUUACAGACUUUGGUUCGAAAUAAAGGUCUUUAUAUUAAACUAGGCCAGGCAAUUGCCAACCAGGGCAGUUUAUUCCCUCAAGCUUAUCAAAAGCGAUUCCCUCAGUUGUACGAUGAGGCGCCUUCGCAACCUUGGGACAAAGUCGAUCAAGUUUUGAAGCAGAAUCUCGGUUUGGAUUAUGAAGCAAAGUACUUUGAUUGGAUCGACCGUGUUCCAAAGGCUAGUGCAUCAAUAGCGCAGGUUCACAGGGCGAAACUAAAAAAGGAUUUGGGUUCUGCAGAAGUAGCACUAAAGGUUCAGCAUUAUUAUAUUGAUAACCAAAUUGCUGUGGAUUUGUGGGUUUAUAGAUUCAUUUCAAGUGUUUACGAAAGAGUAUUUGAUGUUCCCUUGAAAAUGUUCACCAGUUACGUUUCUGAGCAAAUGAUAAAAGAGACUGAUUUUGUUAAUGAAAUGAACAACUCAAUGUAUACGCAACAUCUAAUCGACCGUGAUCCGUUGUUGCAAAAUGAGAAUAUAAAAAUCCCCAAAAAUUACCCCCAGUUGACCACGAGGCAGGUACUUCCGGCAGAAUGGAUCGAUGGAAUAGCUUUGACCGACAAAGAGGUAUUGAUAAAUCUGGGGUACGAUGUAAAGUUGAUAAUGACACAAUAUAUCAAGUUACUCGGUCGACAAAUUUUUAGUUAUGGCUUUGUCCAUUCAGAUCCACAUCCUGGAAAUUUAUUAGCAAGGUUCGAUGAAAAAGGGGAACAACAAUUGGUUUUGCUUGAUCAUGGUCUUUACAUAUCCUUGCCCAGCAAAUUCAGGUUGCAAUACUGUCAGCUUUGGAAACACUUGUUUACAUUCAACAAAGAGAAAAUAGAAGAGAUUGGUCGCGACUGGGGUAUCCAAUCUGCAGAGAUUUUUGCUACACUUGUCCUGCUAAAACCGGUUAAAUUUGACUCACCAAAAAAGAAUCAAGGGGGAAAGCAAGGGGAUACGGGUCAUGAAGAUACAAGGGAUGUUUCGGACUUGUUGAGAUCUUUCAUUAAAGACGAGCUGAUGUUUCCCAAAGAGUUACCCUUUUUAACCAGAACUAUGAGAAUGAUUCAAAAUUUGAACCAACAAUUUGGAUCACCAGUGAAUCGUGUUAAUUUGUUGACAAAGGAAGCUAUAAAUGUUUUGUUAACAAAUGGGAAAUUAACCUGGAUUGAUUACUGGGACUUGCUCAAGGUUAAUGUAAGUUUGUUUUUAUCGGGUUUCAUUUUCAGGUUAAUAAGAGUACGCCAAUGGAUAACUGGAGAUAGAUAUGGCGGUAAACAAAAAGGGUUGGAGGAUUACAUUGAGAUGUAUAUGCAGAAUACUGCAAAGUCAUUGGGUAUGGAGUGGAUGUAG
Molecule: messenger RNA, 1701 nt
Organism: Lodderomyces oxycetoniae
Lineage: Eukaryota; Fungi; Ascomycota; Pichiomycetes; Serinales; Debaryomycetaceae
Exons: 1
Coding region: 1-1701 (566 amino acids)
Source: RefSeq, a predicted model, not a curated record